This is a messenger RNA of Pungitius pungitius (ninespine stickleback), 6748 nucleotides long. RefSeq names its product tetratricopeptide repeat domain 7A (gene ttc7a). Gene Ontology annotation, molecular function: protein binding. Gene Ontology annotation, cellular component: plasma membrane. Lineage: Eukaryota; Metazoa; Chordata; Actinopteri; Perciformes; Gasterosteidae. Gene Ontology annotation, biological process: protein localization to plasma membrane; phosphatidylinositol phosphate biosynthetic process. The record is from RefSeq and is a predicted model, not a curated record. The transcript is spliced from 20 exons. The coding region runs from base 64 to 2631 and encodes 855 amino acids.
UGGCAGUCCGCGGUCACUCCCAUCGUGUCCGGGGACUACAGUCACCACCGGGACCGAGCACCGAUGGCAUCGCGGGUCUCCUUCACCCAACUGCGCCUGGAGGCGGAGCUGGAGCGCCACCGGGCCGAGUGCCAGUGGGACAAGAUGCCGAUGAUCAUCGACCAGAUGAAGGCGGCACGCUUCCAUGAGGACGAUGACUACGGGACGCUGCUGAUGGCGGAGGCGCUGCUGGAGGAGUGCCUGCAGGACAACAUGGACCUGUUACGGACCUCCACGCCUCUGACGGAGAAGGCCCACCCCAGACUGAGCCGGGCCAAAGGCCACCUCAACACCAUCCUCAGCCGAGGCCUCCUCACACCCAGGUACCUGAACGAGGCCCUUCUGCUGAUGGCCAAAGUGCACUAUGUGCAGGGUCGCUACAGGGACGCCCAGGGAAUGUGCGCCAGGGUGGGGCUAGAGGAGCUGACGCGGGACGAGCAGCCGACCUACCACCUCCGCCUGCUGGCCGAGGCCUUCGUCAUUAAAGGUCUCUCCCUCGACCACCAGACAGUUUCUUCUGUGUCCCGGGUCCGUCUGUCAGAGAGGGAGGAGGAGAGUCUGUCCUGCUACCUGCGGGCCUGUGAUGCUUCUCUGUCCUACCUGCAGGAGCUCGAUAAGACGGUAUCGACACCUCACACCAAGACAGCCAAAGCCAGUCUUCUUCCCCCUGUGGACGUGGACCUGGGCUACUUCCUGCAGGCUUCCUUACAGAGUGCUUACCUCUGUCUGCUGCAGCGAGGUCAUCUGGCGCAGGGUGCUCACCAGCUGCGUAGAGUGCUGAGGGUUGUGGAGUCCCGGGGGUCUCAGAGCUUCAGGAAGUCUGCAGCGAGGAAGCUGGCGGAGGUGUUGCUGAGUGCUGUGAGCGAGGACAGCUACUGGCCCCCGCUGGGCCCCCCACCCGCAGCCUGGCUCCACAGAGAGGGAGCCGCCGUCUUCAAAGACGCCACCUACCCCACUGUCAAACCGCCACAACGCUACACCACCGACUGUUGCUUCUGUCCUCAGGACGUGCUGGAGGAGGCUGUGUUGCUGCUGCUCAUCACAGAGUCUAUGGCCAGCGGCGAGGCGGUGAUCAGUCGGCUGCCUGACCAGGCCGAGGCUCGCGAGGCCAGCCUGCAGGACGCCAACUCCGUCUACGACCUGCUCACCAUCGGCAUGGCCAGGAGGGGGCAGUACGGCAUGCUUUCCGAGUGUCUGGAGCGAGCCAUGAAGUUCUCAUUCAACGAGUUCCACCUCUGGCACCAGCUGGGCCUGUCACUCAUGGCGGCCGGGAAGGGGGUUGGUGCUGUGUCUGUAUUUAAGGAGUGUGCCAGGAUGAGACCCGAGGACCCCUCGCUGCCCCUAUUGGCUGCUAAAGUCUGCAUUGGUCAACUGCACUGGUUUGAGGAAGCCGAGGCUCUGUCACAGAGUGUGGUGUCCAUGGGGGAAGAAGCCGGAGAACUUCUACCUAGGGCCUACCUGUCCUUGGGACUGUGCUACAGUUUACAGGCCUCUGAUGCAACUCUGAAAGCUGAUCGGGAUGAAUUCCACAAAAAAGCACUGCGAGUUUUGAGCAAGGCUCAUUCAUUAGACCCCCAGGAUGCUCAGAUUGCUAUGUACCUGGCUCUGCAGCUAGCACUUGUUCGACAGGUGUCGGCUGCCAUAGAGCCCUUGCAGGCGGCUUUAAAUCUCCGUGGAGACGACUUGCACUCCCUCCACCUGCUGACUCUGCUGCUGAGCGCGCAGAAACACCACCGCCAUGCCCUGGACACCCUGGGCCUGGCCCUCAGCCAGCACCCUGGCAACUUCAAUCUGCUGUUCACGAAGGUGAAGUUAGAAGAGGUCCUCUUCGGCCCGGCGGCAGCCCUACGGACCUGUGAAGAGAUGCUGCAACAGUGGUUGAGCCGCUAUGACGUCAGCCGCUCCAGUGAGACAGAUGACAGCAGCAGCCUUCCGAUGGCCGAGCGGACGGAGGUCAGCCCUGGACCCAGGAAGCCCUCCAUCCACCUGACCCUGCCCAACUUCCAGGACGCCUCCACUAGUCUCUCUCUCUCUGGUUCGCUGAGCCCUUCAUCGAUCGCAGUGUCUCGUCUGGAAGCUGCGCUAUCGGAGGUGUCCGACCUCAGCUCCGUGCGUCGCCAAGGACCCACUUACAUCUGGACCACCCUAGAAUGCAUUUGGCUGCAGGCUGGGGAGUUGUUCAUGGGGGACGGACGGCUAAAGGAGGCCCAGUUCUGCAUAGCCGAGGCCAGCUCGGUCUCUCCCAACUCGUACUCAGUGCUGCUGCAGCGGGGCCGUCUGGCCGAGCUCCGGGGCCAACUGGACGACGCCAAAGGCCUGUAUGACGAAGCCCUGGCCAUCCAUCCCACAGAAGAGCGCACACUAGUGCAAAUGGGCCGUCUACUGGUGAAAACCGAGCGCACCCACCUUGGGGAGAAGGUCCUGCGUGACGCGGUUCAGGUCCACUGCACCUCUCACGAGGCAUGGAGCGGUCUCGGAGAGGCCCUGCAGUCCCGGGGCUCCAGCCAGGCCCCCGACUGCUUCCUGACUGCCCUGGAGCUGGAGGCCUCCUGCCCCAUCCGGCCCUUUAACAUCAUCCCCAGGGAACUUUAAAUGGGCCUGGGCGGGGAUUGUAGGUCUGGGUUUUAUAGUAAAACUGCCAGGUGGGAACAGUGAAAAGCAGUUCCAGGUAGAAAACACCUUGCUUAAAUGGAAAGUUUGACAUUGUUUCUGAAAACAACAAGAGCUUGAUAAGUACACUGAUACCACUGGUGACUGUCUACUGUACAUUAAGCUACGCCUAGAAGACAGUUAGCUUAGCAUAAAUCAUUCUAAAUACACAAAAAAAUAAAAAUGAACAACAAUGUUGUUGGUGAACUUAACUACGUAGGCACAUAUUUUGUUGCUCUCGGACACGGUAGCUGUUUCUUUAAAUGCUAGGCUAAGAUAGCUAGUGGCAGGAUGUAGCUUUAUACAUCACUAGCAGUUAUGAAUAUGACAAUGUACAUCUCCUAUAGAGCUACAGGUACAGAAGCCAUAGCUCUUGUGUAAUUAGGGGAUAAUAAGUAACAUUCGUAAUAAUCUGAAUCAAUGGGUGUUAAUUUAAUGAUCCACAAACAGCAGAUGUGUGCAGGGUUACACCAUAAGGAUAGGAGGUUUGUUGUUGUGUCAUGUGUGGAGAUGAAUAGAUUAUGUACAGGCUGUCAGCAACACUAGUAGGUCCACUUCAUCUUUAUUUUAGCCUUUGAUGUAUUUUUGAUGAUCUCGUUGAUGGAUACAACUUUCAUGUACACACGAAGAAAAAAAAAAACCUGUCAUCCUCAAAUGAAAGCACAUCCAUUUUCUAGCGGCUACAAACACGUAUCAUUCUAUAUGUCUUCAUUAUGUGUGUAUUUCCAUGCGGCUUGUCCAAAUAUUAUGUAUUUUCAUGCAUGUGUGUUUGCUUUUAACCAUCCCUGUGGGUUGUUAUCGGUUGCUGCUCUGUUUGUUCUGUAGGCUACUGUAAGCGACUCAUUCGCUCAUAACUGUGUUGUUUAUUUUGGUCUUUUUUGGGGGGGGUUCUUCUUUUUUUUUCUCAUGUGCUCAUUAUGCUCCCCAUUAUAAACAACAACGGCUUUUAAAAAUCACUGUUGGGUGCUGCGUCUUCACCUGCACUGUCACUUGUGACUAAUGGACAUCACUUCCGAGUGCCUAACCACAUUAAUGUGAGCAGUGGGACUGGGCUGCCGGCUUAUGUAAUACUGCCAGCACAGUUUUCUGCCUCCUCCUCCUCCUCCUCCUCCUAUCUCACUCUCUCUCUCCUCCUCCAACUCUACGUGUCUCUCGCUCUUCUCCGAAGUGCCUGAUGUGAUGUGAUGUGGCUUGGUUGCCUAGCAGCCAUCCCCUUGUUUGAGUAACUGGAGAAGCAGAGAGAAAUCUGGUCUGUUGAACAACACACACUUGACGCAUGCGCACACACAAACACACAACAGCACUCACACAAGCAGGCAAGCGACGGAAAACGCACCCGUUGUGAGGUUUUACAGGCUUGACAGUGUCUGCUUGAUGUCUGCUGUUACCAUGUAAGGUAUGAGUCAACUAUAAUCAAUGUCUCAGGAUGGUGUAAAUUGAUUAGUGUUAUGGGAAGAGUCACCCCCCUCAUUCAUUAACUGAUUCCCUCCCAGCAGGGCUGCAAGCACAAAUCCCUGCCUUCUUUGUCUUGUCUUAAAACUCCACAAUCGCCCACGCUGCUAUCGCUCCCCCAGCAAGGAAAUCCCCCCCCAUUCAAUACUUUGAUUCCCACGUGGGAAUUUAUCGAUCACUGUCGCUCUUUUCUGCCGCCCAGAAAAAAAAAAGAAAUCUAUUUUUACAUUUCCCUCCUCGCUCGCUGGCUCUCCCUCGUUCUGUCCUCUCCUCAUUAGCGCUGUGUUUGACACCUACACAGGGGCUUUCGGGAGAUGAAUGGUCUAAUCCCUGUGGGUAACAAGUGAAAUAUUACAUGGUGUGCACGCACAUGCACAAAUACACACACACUGACAAUGAGAGGCACCGUGAACACAUGGUGUGGUACAUGCUUUUAUACACUCACGCACAUAUGCUAUGGUCUUGACAGCUCUGGUAAAGGGAGACGAUUAAAGGCCUGACAAUCUAUUCACCGCACACACGUAAAAAAACAAAAACAAAGCGCGUACACCUGGGAUCAAUGAUCAGACCGUAUGGUCUAUUGUGUGCGUCUGCGUCAUCAUGAUGUCAAAGCACCCAGCCGUGUCGCUCUGGUUACGCCUGAGCAUCACAAGACUGUCUUUGUGUGUGUGACACGAGCAUGAUGGAGCGACUGGUAUCAAGUGUUCAUGUACACUCGCUGCAAAUUUAUGGUUGCUUUGUACGGCGCGUACACACCAAACCCCGGAGCUCUCACCCCUUGUGGUGCGGUUCGUUCAGUUGGUGUGAACCACGCGGAAACUUCUGGUUCUGACAAAUGAAGUCAAUGCAGAAGUGUGUUGGGGGGGGGGGCGACCUCUACGAUUGUGUGGGCGUAAAUGAGAAAAUGACUUUACUUCUCACUUGAGUUAUUACCUAAUUAAAUUUCAACCAUGACAUUAGGAUCUCACAUAUUCAAUACAGAGUGAUGUUUAUUUCAAGAUUUUCAUGCGAUGCUAAUUUGGGAUUUUGGGUUGCAGAAAACAAAGUGAAUUGAAUCUAAUUAUUUUCUGGAGUGAACACCAUUCAAUCCAAUUAAAGGACGAUUUGUCACAGUGUUCUUUAUUUUGUUUAGAAGGGCAUUUUCCUUCAGUCACUGGAAAACUAUUGGCUUUCUUUUUGCGCAUUUAACAACUUUGCUUUCAUUGUUUUCGCAGCACAGAAAGCAGGGCGGGUGCGGGGUGGUAUUCAGGUCACAGUAGUGUGGGUGUGCAAGGAUGCCAAUCCUGCAGGGCCAUAUGCAGGGCACGGGUUGGGAGGUGUCAUUGCAGGGCGCCAAGAAGGAAACCAUAAACCUUCAUUGUGAUGUCCAAAGAAGGCAUGGGAGUCAUGGAUGGGUGAGGGGUGUGAUGGAGGUUAUGAGGAUCAGAUGUGGUUCCAUCAUCUCGUUUAUAAAUACAAUGACUGGUACGGUGGACGUACACAUAGUUCAACCCCAGAGGGCAAGUGUGUUCCCGCAGAGUUCAAAGCAUGCUAAUAAGAGAAUGCUUUCAAAAUCCUGUGGCUUAAAGCAAACAGUUAAUAGCUUCAAAUAUAUCCAGAGAAGUACUUUUUAAAAACAAAGCUUUAUAUGCUGACAUGACUUGAUCACCUCAAAGCUUUUACAGUAAUGCAUUCAUAUAAGACUUGCUUUUAAUCACCAAUGUUCAUGGCUGCAGUAUUGCAUUAGCUGAAUCAUUACAGUUUGUAGCUAACUCUUGUAAAGCAAAGUUGUGACCUGUCCUUGUCAAAUAAUACAUUAAAAUAACUAUUUCCUCUGGGAGAAUGUUUUCCUUUCACACUAAUAUACCCUAAACAUGGAGUUACAGCCUGCUAGCUUAGUUUGGACUAGCAGAAAUGGAGAGGCAGCUAUAGCUCUACCCAGAAGAAACAAAAUCUGCUCACCAGCACUAAGAAAACAUACUUACAAAACCCUCCACAAAACCCAACCCAAACACAUCAGUUUUUGCAAGGAUUAAAAAACGAUGUAUAACAUUUGAAAGCUUCAGAGCUGCUGGUUUUGUUCCCUUCGUUCAGAGGCUAGCUGGUUUCUUGUUUUCGAGUUCUGAUGCUAAGCUAGGGAAUCGGGGCAAAAGGUCACAUUUUCCAACACACAAUACAGACGUCUGCUUUGCAAGUCACAUGCACCUCUGACAGCAAAUUUCUGAAUCAUUCUCACAUUGUUGCCACAUUUUCGGACUUCCUCGGACAUAAAUGAGAUUGUCCAGCGCCAUGUCUAAUCACACCACGAGAAGCGGCCACAUUCUCCCCACCUGAUCGGCCUCCAGCUCUCGGUCGAGUUCCACACACACACCGCAACGGUGCCAGCGCCCCUUAAACAAUGGCCCCCUUGUUCGCUAACAGUUGGCUAUUGCAGCUGAUUAAACUUUUAAAAUGCCAUUUAACAGAAGCGUAAUGUGGCUCCGACGCAUCCAUCAACAGCCUCUGGGGGGUAAAAGGAUACCUGGUCACCCUCACGGUGUGUCACUCUGCCCACUAAAUUCCUCAGCUGCUUAGUCAUCGCCCCUAGUGUGGGAUGUGGUGAUGAGAGUGAACAUGACCUGGACUUAAA